Pan troglodytes (chimpanzee) is the source of this 3302-nucleotide messenger RNA. RefSeq names its product GC-rich promoter binding protein 1 (gene GPBP1). The record is from RefSeq and is a predicted model, not a curated record. Gene Ontology annotation, molecular function: RNA binding; DNA binding. The transcript is spliced from 14 exons. Bases 1486 to 2967 code for a protein of 493 amino acids. Gene Ontology annotation, biological process: DNA-templated transcription; positive regulation of DNA-templated transcription. Gene Ontology annotation, cellular component: nucleus. Lineage: Eukaryota; Metazoa; Chordata; Mammalia; Primates; Hominidae.
GUGAGCGGUUGCUUGGGCCAGAAGGUUCUCUGGUGGAGGCGCUCUUCCUGGUGUCCCGCCCAGUAGGUUCGUUCGCACCGCUUCUUCCACACCCUUUCUCCCUCCUUCUCCUCGCCCCGCCUUCCCUCCCUCCUCAAUCCCUCUAGUUCCUUCCCCGCCUCGCCACUGUCCGCGAUCUCGCGAGACUUGGCCCAGAACAUUGCGGAUCGGGUCGGCGCCAUUUUGGGACUGAGACUGGUUGUGGGGGAGGGAAAAGCGGCAAAAGGGGAUUAUUCAAAGUACCGAAAACCUUCUCCCGGGAUCAGGCGCGGCGGCACCCCCAGGCCAGGGGCACCUCUGGUGGGGCAGAAGGUGAUUGAAUUACUCAGAUAUGAAGAUCAUCAUCUAGGUUUUGUGUAAAAGGCCCCGGAUAUUUUAAGUGGCCAUUUUGGAUUUACAGUGUUUUUGGAUAAUUUUGCCCCAGAAGUUUAUUAAAAUUGGCAAGAAUCGUCUGUGAAGUGAAUUGAUAGUAGUGAACAAUUCAGCAAGCUACUUAAAAAGAGACCCAGGCAGCAUUUCUUCAGUAUUUUGGUUCAAACGGAUUAUAUAACUGGUUACAGUAUUUCAGCUGGUGGUAAUUUUUGCCUCCCCUUCCCCCACCCCGUUGUUGGGGUUCUUCAGCCGAAACUGAGAGACGUUGAUUUGUGUACUGAGUAGUUUCAGCAGUUUCAAAUGACUGAGUAUUGCUGAAGUUUCAUGGCAGUUUAUUUUUACCUUUAUUGAAAGUUUUAGGAAUUUUUGACUUCAGCUCUUUCAUGUCACAAUGGGACACUUUUUCUGAAUGAAGACAUUGAAAGAAUACAGAGUUUUUUUCCUUUUAUCUUUUAUUUACGUGGAAAUUUAAGAUGUUGCAGUUUUCCGGCAGCAUGGUAGUAUUGAGAUAGCUAUGUGUGUCUCUGUAUAUAUGCUGAUGUUUAGGAAUGCUCUUCAGAUGUGAAAUUUUCUUUUUGUUUUUGCUUUUUGGCUCGUAAAUUGGAUAUUUCAUCUGGAGUGGACAAGUACAACAGUGGCAAGUACAUGGAAUAAUAAAGAAGACUUUGAUCUUAAAUCUAAAGAACUUGGCUAAUUCGGGAGAUAGCCAUAUGAAAACUUUAAAACAGAAGUAUGGGUAGCUGACUUGAAGUAACUCUAUGUCAAAUAGUCGUAGGUUAAGUAUCUUCAAAGAACUUCGAUAUUAUUUCAGAGGAUACAAAAUAAAAAUACAAACUGGAAAAUAAAGAUUACAGAGAAAAAACCAACACCUUCCUGUGCAGUCCUGUUGGAAUUUGGUCUCACUCUAUCACCCAGGCUGGAGGGCAGUGGUGCCAUCACAGUUCGCUGCAGCCUCGACCUCCCAGACACAGGUUAUCCUUUCUUUCACAUCAGCCUUCUAAGUAGCUGGGACCACAGGGACUUGCCAUGAGGUGUUGAAGCCUUGUUUCACUGAGUUGGAGAGACUGGACCUAAAUGGCGCAGCAUGACUUUGCUCCAGCCUGGCUUAAUUUCCCUACUCCACCAUCAUCAACAAAGUCGUCAUUGAAUUUUGAGAAGCAUUCUGAAAACUUUGCAUGGACAGAGAAUCGUUAUGAUGUGAACCGUCGACGACACAACUCUUCAGAUGGCUUUGAUUCUGCUAUUGGACGUCCUAAUGGAGGUAACUUUGGAAGGAAAGAAAAAAAUGGAUGGCGUACACAUGGAAGAAAUGGUACAGAAAACAUAAAUCAUCGAGGUGGAUACCAUGGUGGAAGUUCCCGUUCUCGUAGCAGUAUUUUCCAUGCAGGAAAAAGCCAAGGACUACAUGAAAACAACAUACCUGACAAUGAAACUGGGAGGAAAGAAGACAAGAGAGAACGCAAACAGUUUGAAGCUGAGGAUUUUCCGUCUUUAAAUCCUGAAUAUGAGAGAGAACCAAAUCACAAUAAGUCUUUAGCUGCAGGUGUGUGGGGCCUACACGCCCAGACACACACAUACCCAACCAAAAAAAUCUCCCAAGCUCCUCUCUUAGAAUAUCCUCCGAAUCCUAAAUCUAGAGCUCCAAGGAUGCUGGUCAUUAAGAAAGGUAAUACAAAAGACUUACAGCUAUCUGGAUUCCCAGUAGUAGGAAAUCUUCCGUCACAGCCAGUUAAGAAUGGAACUGGUCCAAGUGUUUAUAAAGGUUUAGUCCCUAAACCUGCUGCUCCACCUACAAAACCUACACAAUGGAAAAGCCAAACAAAAGAAAAUAAAGUUGGAACUUCUUUCCCUCAUGAGUCCACAUUUGGCGUUGGCAACUUUAAUGCUUUUAAAUCAACUGCCAGGAACUUUAGUCCAUCUACAAAUUCAGUGAAAGAGUGUAAUCGCUCAAAUUCCUCUUCUCCUGUUGACAAACUUAAUCAGCAGCCUCGUCUAACCAAACUGACACGAAUGCGCACUGAUAAGAAGAGUGAAUUUUUGAAAGCAUUGAAAAGAGACAGAGUAGAAGAGGAACAUGAAGAUGAAAGCCGUGCUGGCUCAGAGAAGGAUGACGACUCAUUUAAUUUACAUAACAGCAAUAGUACUCACCAAGAAAGGGAUAUAAACCGAAACUUCGAUGAAAAUGAAAUUCCUCAAGAGAAUGGCAAUGCCUCAGUGAUUUCCCAGCAGAUCAUUCGGUCUUCAACCUUCCCACAAACUGAUGUUCUUUCAAGUUCACUUGAGGCAGAACACAGAUUGUUAAAGGAAAUGGGCUGGCAGGAAGACAGUGAAAAUGAUGAAACAUGUGCUCCCUUAACUGAGGAUGAAAUGAGAGAAUUCCAAGUUAUUAGUGAACAGUUACAGAAGAAUGGUCUGAGAAAAAAUGGUAUUUUGAAAAAUGGCUUGAUCUGUGACUUCAAGUUUGGACCGUGGAAGAACAGCACUUUCAAACCCACAACUGAGAAUGAUGACACAGAGACAAGUAGCAGUGAUACAUCAGAUGACGACGAUGUGUGAAGGAUUUCCUAACAGCUUUAGAAAUCUUAGUGUGAUACAUCUCUCUCAUACAGUUUGGGGUGAAUUGUAAAAAUGAAGAACUAUAAUUUAUGUAGUGAAAUACCCCAUUAGAAGAGGAUUUUUUGGGGGACUUCAAUAUGAAGAAAACCAAGAAUGUUUUGUUGGGCUGUGUUGAACAUUAUUUCUUUGUAAAUGAAUGUUGUAGGAAUGAGGACUUGGGUUGGUCCAACAUUGACUUUCUUCAUCACUGCAACAUUUCUCUGACUAGCAAUGUGACGAUGUAACAAAUGAGAUUUUCUCAUUUAAUAAUAAAAAAUUGUGUAAUGUUUUGCAAA